AUGGUCAGCAAUGGAGGCGCUUGUCUCUACAAAGAGGCGCGGCUGAACAUUGAGCCCGCCUUUCCUGGAUCUACCAUCGCAUUUACGCUACCCGCGCACACUACCUCGACAUUCGGGACGCGCACUACGGCGAAGCGCACCGUCAUCACAGAGCUGCACGCCGACCAAGACGAGGAAUCCUUCACGCGCCGGCACCUGGCCACCGACGGCUCAUUGUUCUUUCGACGACACCAUGAGUACCCGCGGACGUUUCUCUGGCGCGUCCUGGACAAUAGGAAGAUGCUCGAGAUUCAAGCCGCCGACCUGGAUCACGACUCGAGUCACGGUUUCGAGGCUAACCUCACGCUUCUACUCAAGUUCCCUUCGCCGAUUCGCCCUUUCUGUGUGGCUUUUGCAGAACCAAAUGACCGAGAUGCGCUCACCGUCUUCGCUAUCACUGCCGCAAACGAGCUAUACACAAUCACUCUCCACCGCGACUUCUUCAUAAAUUCCGCAGCAUCUGAGCAAGAAAUCGAGAACUGGUGCAAGACGUCAGAACCGGUCCUGUUCAGCGGCCGUAUUCCCUACAGACUCGAAAGCCUGGCUGCGGACGAUCUCCUUGUCUCCCUUGACGAUGGCGCCAUAUGUCGCAUGCUAUGGGAUAGGGACAACAAAGUGUGGGACGGUUCGCGCUAUCAAAACAGCAAUUGGUCGGUCCGCGGUCUUCUGGCGUGGAAGGCGCAGCCGACGGUCAGGUUCGAUAACGCAGAAUUUGCCGUAUCUGCUGCUGCUGCGGUGGCAUUGUCACCGGACAAGCAGCACAUCUUAUCGGUUUCCUUGGACCAUACGUUACGAGCAUGGAAUGUAGCAUCGGGGAAACCAGGUGCGCAGACCGAUCUACUGGGCCGAGCAGACCGCGCUUUAGAGAGAGCCAACGGCAACGGUAAUAGCAACGGCAAUGGCAACGGCAAUGGCUCUUACUUCAUUGGGGCCUCCCAAUCGAAGCUCAUGGCUGUCCUGGAUAUUCCUGGUGGUAUCGAAGGUGCCAACUACUACGUUGUGACUUACUCGCCAAAGCAACAUCAAUUCAAGUUUUGGGGUGUCCGAGAUGGAGACGAUGUACACAACGGAAUUGUCGAUGUCCAAACGCUUGUUGAAUUUGUGCCCCCGAUUGAUGAGCUCAUGAACACGACCGUGUGGUCCAUGGAGGAGUUCCACGUUAUACCUGGCCCAGCCGGAACCUGGAGAGGAUCAGAACUAUGGAUUCGCGCACGAUCUGGGCCAAGCAGCAGAGUCUACAAGUUGAGCUUUGACUUGAACGAUGAGCCGGACGAUCUGGAAAGAACCUGGAAAUACGACUGGGUCUCUGUCGAUGCGGGACCACUGACAGUGGAAGGAUUGAAGCGCAGCCCAACUUAUCCAGAUCAACAGGAUACAGCCAACGACGAUGUCGAUGCAUCUGGGCAGUGGUUAGAUUUCUUGUUCUAUCCUGGACGCUUCCCAAUGGCUACCUUAGAGACCGCUCUCAACAUCUUCGCAAGAGGCCUUGAUAGGAAGCGGUCAAGUAGAGUAGCAACUACUGAGUCUUUGAAAGAGCGGAUCUGUACAGCCGUAUCAUCACUUGCAGCCAAGACACCUAGCAUUGCUCGAGAUGCAGACGACUUUGAAGACGCGGUUUCCGCGCAAUGGCAGGCCUUCUACGGCUUGGUCAAGGAUUUGCACAAGCGACGAGGGGAGUCGUUGUCACUCGUCUAUGAUGCUGAGACAGCUAUGCCAUGGCUGGUCUUGAGCGACCACUUGUCAGCAAUCCGCACAUGCAGCAAUCUUGAGCUCACAACGCUGAACGCAGCGGCACUCACCAAAUCGGAGCCUCUUACGGGGCCUCUUGCCAGGGCAAUGGACAGACCCGACUCAUCCUCGGUUGCUCGACUUUUAAACGCAGCUUCCUCGUUCCGACGACGACUUCCUUCGUUUGUACAACGUGGGGUUGAACGCCAACUCGAGGCUGACGCACUUCAAAGCCGGUCUCUCACGGUCGUCGAUCGUAUGGAGUUGAUAGAGUCACAAAGCGAGCUUGUACAGCAUGUGACGGACGACGAUCUGGCGCUCAUUGUAGACGAAGUCGGGACCGAGAUCAAAGACCUCAGCACAGAAACAUUUCUACAGGCCAUCCGUAUCUUAGCAUACAAUGAGCAGGGCCGCCCCAACAAUCGGAAGCAGCUUGCACGGUUCGGUCUGAACGCGCUACUUCGCGUCUCCCAGGAGACUCUCGAGCGUGACUAUCAUGCGGUACUCGAUCUACUGGUACUCUUGUUGGUCAUGUUCGUCGAGCUGGAGGGGGAGACACCGGAAGGUUUCGACGCAUCCGAAGUCUUUGUAGAGCUGGCAGCGCAGUUCAGGGAUUACAUGACUGUAUCGUGGCUGGCCCGCACAGUUUGGUCUCACCAGACAUCCACCGGACCUGCCUCGGAAGCCGUGAACCGAACUGUCAGCGAGAGCCUGAAGACAGGUAAGAAGCUGCCCAUCACACAAACGGUUAUGGAGGGUAUAUACGGCAUCCAUUUCUUUGAUCUGCCCUUGCCAAAGGGUCUGAAGGCUGGCCAGCUCACCUAUUGGGGUCGUGCUUGGGUGGCGUCUAUGUUCCGAGAGGAAUCCAUGUAUGACUCUGUCGUAGAGGAUAACAUGGGCAUUUUGCUCGUUCAGAAAGAGUAUGACCUGGCACUGGACUUUGCAAAGUUUCUCACGGAUGGUAACUGGGCGACGUACCUCAAAGCCCGGUUGCACAUCGCUCUCGGCGAACACGCACUUGCCUCUGUCUACUUCCAGAAGGUGGCGUAUACUCUCGCGCUGGGCAUGUUUAGCGUCGAAGAUCACGACACUGCGGGCCUUGUAUCCGAGACCGAUCGCAACUUGUUCUCCGAAGGCCUUGCUAACUACUACAGCCAUGUCUUGGGCCUGUUUGAAAGGGUCAAGGCCUACUCGUAUGUAUCUGAGUUUGCACAACUUGGUCUUCGAUCAUUGACGGGUCGAGAGGACGAAGAGACAAAAACCGAGCUUCUUCAACGUCUGUUCACUGCAUGUAUACAGACGGCUAGGUUCCAGGGAGCGUAUACGGCCAUGACCAGGCACAGUGAUGCAGCUCUGAAACACUCGUCCCUCCAGACGCUGAUCAUGUCCAUGGUGGGACAGUCGCAAGUGACGGCCCUGCUCAAGUUUCCGCUGGUUGGGCUGGCGGACGAAGUGGACUCGAUCCUUUCAUCGCUAUGCCACAAGACGCUGAACUUGGCAUCGGGACCGCGGUACCAUCAGAUCCUCUACUCUUUCCGCAUCUCGCGCAACAACUUCCGCGGUGCGGCCUCGAUUAUGCACGAACGACUGCAACGACUCAAGACGACGUCUUCCAAAGUGCACGACCCUGCGGACGACUCGCUGAUCCAGUGCUACCUCAUGAUUAUCAACACGCUCUCCUCGGUCAACAAGGAAGACGCAUACAUAGUGGCUGAGCAGAAGAUGGAUGAGAGCGGGCCGCCGCAGUGGGGGCUGGGAAAGGCGAAGAAGCUGCUGAAGAGGCAGAUUGUCACGCUCGAUAGCUUGAGGAAAGAGUACCAGGCUGAGCUUGACCGGAUAGCGGCGAUUGAGAGCGGGCAGUUUCCGUUUGUGGACCCGGCGGACGAUAUGGAUAUCUUGUGA
This is a messenger RNA of Ascochyta rabiei, 3669 nucleotides long. RefSeq lists its product as uncharacterized. The transcript is spliced from 3 exons. The coding region runs from base 1 to 3669 and encodes 1222 amino acids. Gene Ontology annotation, cellular component: nuclear pore. Gene Ontology annotation, molecular function: structural constituent of nuclear pore; protein binding. NCBI's taxonomy places the organism in Eukaryota, Fungi, Ascomycota, Dothideomycetes, Pleosporales, Didymellaceae. The record is from RefSeq and is a predicted model, not a curated record.